CUGUGUAUAUUUUACAAAGAUAAAUGUUAAAAUAAAAAAUAGCUGGAAUACAUAAAUAAUUCAAAAAAACCUGUAUUAAAAAAUAUAAACAAGAAUAUUAAACAAGAAAAUCACAAUGUGCAUCCUGCCACAUGAUUUGGAAAUAUUUUUCAAAGUCAAUAUAACAUAAAUUAAAAAAAAAAAAUACCUACCGCUUUAAAAUAAAACGAAAUUAAAAAAUAAAUAUAUGUUAAAAAUUUGUGAACAAAAUUUGGGAUUAACAUCUUUGGAUUUCCUGUCUAUAAGUAAAAUAUAAAAAUUAUCAUCAUUUUGGAUUUAACAUAUCAAAUAUCUGCCAUGGAGGACGAUACCGAUGACAGGGACGAUACUAAAAGGCGAUCGCGAAACUUAAGUGAAAAGAAACGGCGAGAUCAAUUUAAUUCACUGGUUAACGAUUUGAGCGCUUUGAUUUCGACAUCAAAUCGAAAGAUGGACAAAUCCACGGUACUGAAGUCAACGAUAACAUUUCUCAAGCAUCACAAUGAAGCAACUGAUAGGUCAAAGGUUUUUGAAAUACAGCAGGAGUGGAAGCCCUCGUUUCUCAGCAACGAUGAGUUCACUCAGCUGAUGUUGGAAUCUCUGGAUGGGUUUAUAAUUGUUUUUGGGAGUAGCGGAUCGAUUUUUUAUACAUCGGAUAGUGUUACAGCCCAAUUAGGUUAUUUGCCGUGUGAUCUCAUGAAAAUGACAAUUUUUGAUUUAUCCUACGAAAUGGAUCACGAGAUACUUUUGAAUAUGUUCCUCAAUCCCAAGCCCGUAAUUGCUCCCAUGCAAACUGACAUUGGCGCCCGCAAUCAAAUAACCUUUUUCCUGCACUUGAAACGUAGGGGCACUGAGGAUGGCGAUCGGAACUCGUUUGAAUUAGUAAAAUUUGUAGGUUAUUUUAGAAACGAUGCAAAAAUCGAUGUGGUUGAUCAAAAUACUCAAACAUCUUUGCCUCGUACACUCCAACGGAAUGCCACAUCCGCGAUGGAUCUGGACCACAAGUUGAUCUUUGUCGGUACUGGCCGUUUGCAAAUGCCUCAGAUGAUACGUGAAAUAACCGUAACAGAUCCGACCUGCAGCGAAUUUACCUCAAAACACAGCAUGGAAUGGAAGUUCCUGUUUCUUGAUCAAAGAGCCCCUCCCAUAAUUGGAUAUAUGCCUUUCGAAGUUUUGGGUACCUCAGGCUAUGACUACUAUCACUUUGAUGAUAUUGAUGACAUUGUUAGCUGUCAUGAGAAAUUAAUGCAAGAAGGCAAAGUUAAAUCGGGUUACUAUCGCUUCUUAACCAAGGGUCAUCAAUGGAUUUGGCUCCAAACUGAUUCGUAUAUUUCCUACAAUCAGUACACCACCAAACCGGAAUAUGUGGUCUGCACUCACAAGGUCAUCAAUUAUAUAGACGUUUUAAAAUACGGCACUUAUGACAGAAAUAAACCGGCCUCUUCGGCCAAACCGUCAUCAUCAUCAUCAUCGUCUGCUCUAGCCCCCCGUGAAAUGGCGAACAAAAAUCCCACCAAUACAAUAGAUACAAAAUUACCCGUAACACCAACUGAUAUUAAUGCGGAUACAGUUCCAACGUUAACAGCCUCGACGGCAGCGGUGGCUUGCACCACGCCCAACAACAACAUGAUAACUGUCAGUAGUUCCAACAACAUAUACAGCCACCCCACAAAUCUAAUUGGCGAUAUUCUGCGCAAUGAAACUCCACCCAGUUUAGAUUCAUCGACGCUAUGGACAAAUCCACCCACCCCCACCGGAGCAGGUCAGAGCUGUCAACUGCAGGCCAUAAAAUCGAAUUCUCGUCCAGCUUCUAGUUAUGGUAAUAUUAGCUCGACGGGUGUUUCACCGAAUGUGAAACGAAAACGCUACAUGUACAAUUGCCGUGGCAAUGAAUCGGAUUCCACGUCGAUGUCUGCUGAAUCGGGCACAAGCCGUCAAUCAUUAAUGACGCAUAUGAGUACGGGUCGGCAAAGGUUUACUUCCAAUUUGGGGCACAGCAAUUAUUCCGGCAGCGGACAUCACCAGCAACAGAACUUGACAUCCACAAAUCCCCAUCAUCACUCACACUUUUCACAUCACCAGCAAAAUCAUUCGCAACAACAGUCAUCCCAACACGCCCAGAGCCUACAUCAGCAACAACAAAUGCAAAUGAAUUCUUCGCCACAGGGUCAAAGAAUGUUCCAGUCGAUACCUGCAAUCGUACAGGGAAGCCCUAUAGCCGGCACUGGAACGUGUCAAUUUUCUCAGCCUACAUUUCCCAUACGAAGUCCUCAAAUUGUGGCUCCACCCUUUAUAGAAUCGCCGCAAUAUCUCACAGCGAUACCGGUGCAGCCGGUCAUAGCUCCAUUUCAGGUUGCCCCAGUUAUAUCACCCCUACCGCAUCAUCCCCAGCACGAGAUGAUAGCUGCGCCAGUAGUAAUGACCCCAUCCCAAAACCAAUUGCAAGAACAGCUUCAACGAAAACAUGACGAAUUGCAGAAGUUAAUUCUUCAGCAGCAGGAUGAACUGCGAAUUGUUUCCGAGCAACUGCUGUUGGCUCGCUACACCCUGCUGCAGCCAAUGAUGCCAGUGAACUAUGGCCAAACCGAUGCUCUGACGCUGGGCAACAACAGUCGCAACAUUAAUUUCAACAACAAUGCGGUACAACAGCAAUUCAAUCAAUACGGAUUUGCAAUGAAUUCCAACGAAAUGAAUAACCAACAAAUCAUGUUGCAGCAUCAGCAAAAUUUACAACAACAACUGCAACAUAGUCAAGCUCAGCGACACCAGUGUCAACAACAACAGCAGCAGCAGCAGCAACAGCAUCAGGCAAGCCAACAGCUACAGGCGAAUAUGGCAAACACAACUAAUGCAGCAAGUAACACCCAUCCGCCACACCAACCCAUACAUUCCGAAGAGCCGGAUGAAAUGCUUCUAAAUCGAAAUGUUCCGGACUUGGAGCAAUUCGCUCAGGAAGAAUUUGAUGCUUUUCUAAAUCUAUCGCCGUUACAAAAUAUAGGCACCUCCGAACCAACGCUGAAUAGUAUCUCAGCAACAGUACAAAAUCCGAAUGCAGCAAAUCCGAAUACUCCCGCCAAUAUCAGCAGUACAUCAAACCCCCUCAACAGUGCUGAUUCAGGGCACAUUAUGGAAACGACACCAUACAAAGGGGAUUCGAACAAUGCUGCCGCUACAACCAGCGAAGAUUCAAUCUUCUCCUACAUACAACUGGCCGCAGAAUCUAGUCAUCCCAUGAACUUCAACAUGAAUAUCAGUGAUGACAUCACGGAUGCAAAUGUAGAGGAUAACAAGCUAAUGUCUCAUUCCGCCAACAAUGAGAGAAGUAACAUCAAUCACGCCGACCAUCAUCAGCUUGCCUUGCCCAACCCUCAACCCACAUCACAGCAAAAUACAUCACCCUUGGGUCCGCAACAAUCUCAGCGAUCUACAUUAUUUGCUGCAUGUCAAUCGUCUCCCAGAACAAAUGAUGUUCAACUUCCCAAUACCACAGCACAUCAGCCGACAUCACAGAUUGGCAACAACAGUGGCAUCAACAACAACCCAACUUCCAAUAACAACGAUUCGAGUGCUUUGUCAAAUACCAUGAAUCGAAUAUUGCCAUUUCAAAUUGCCUCAGAACCAUUGGAAAAUAUCUUCAAUACCACAAACUCCUCCACGCAGCAAAGUGGGGGAACAAAUCCAUAACAGUACUCUAAUUAUUUCGGAUAAUAGGCGAAAUUUUUUGUAAAUAUGUAGGUAUGUAAGUUCUGUGUAAAUAUAGUUAUAGGAAUUAAGUUGUAUAUUCCAUUUCAUCCAAUACACCCGGUCAUAUAAUUUAUUGUAUUCAUUGAAUAUACUCCACUAAACUAAAAGACAUUUCUAUUACAAACAUGGCAAGAAAAUUUGGAUCCCAAAAUCGAUCUGGCAAAUAUGAAUGAAUGUGAUUUUUUCCGAAAUAUGUCUGGGGAAUUUUGUCUAGUUAAAUUAAAUUUUCUGAAAGCUAGUCUAAAUUACUUCGAACAUUCUAAAAAAGAAAACAAGUAAAAAAACAUUAAGUUCGGCCGGGCCAAACUUUCAAUACCCUCCACCUUAGGGUAAAGGAAACAUUAGGGCCCAUUAUGACCCACAUAUACCAAUUUUUAAACACAUUCAUGGGAAAAUGUGCCAAAAAUCAUCAAAAUUCCAAAUAUCGGGAAAUACGGCUAUAUGAGGCUAUACAAAAACGUGGAGCUAUACAUACAGUGUUUCGCCAAAAGAGCUAGAAUCCAUUAAGACCAAAAAAUACCAAUUUGUAGACAAAUCCGCGAAGAAAUAUGGCAAAAACCGUUAAAAUGCCGAAUAUCGGGAGGUACCGUUAUAUGGGGACAAUACCAAAUCGUGGACCUAUACAUGCAAUGUUUCGCCAAAAGUGCAAGAACCUAUUAUGACCUACAAAUGUCAAUUUUCAGACAAAUCCGUGAAAAAAGUGGCAAAAAUCGGGAGGUACCGUUAUAUGGGGACUAUACCAAAACGUGGACCUAUAAUUACAAUGAUUCGCCACACGAACUAGGACCUAUUAUGACCUACAAAUACCAAUUUUUAGACAAAUCAGUGAAAAUAUGUGGCAAAAACCAUCAAAACACCGAAUAUCGGGAGGUACCGUUAUAUGGGAGCUAUACCAAAUCGUGGAGCCAUACAUGCAAUGUUUCGCCACCGGAGCUGGAACCCAUUAUGACCAACAAAUACCAAAUUUUAGACAAAUCCGUGAAAAAAUAUGGCAAAAAUCAACAAAAUACCAAAUAUCGGGAGGUACCUUUAUAUGGGGACUAUACCAAAGCGUAGGCCGAUAUAUCUCAUUUUCAAUACCAGCCAUCCUAGAUACAAUACAAAUUGCUCUGAUAAAUUUUGGCGCUCAACGUCAAAUAAUGUGGACUGUAUCGUGAUUUCAACCGACAGACGGACAUCGUUAAAUCGACUUAGAAUUUUAUGCUGAUUAUGAAUAUAUAUACUUUAUGGGGUCUACGGCGAAUGUUUAAGGAUGUUACAAAAGGAAUGACAAAGUUAAUAUACCCUCCUUUCCAAGGUGGAGGGUAUAACAAAAACAAGUAAAAAAGCAUUAAGUAAGUUGAAUACCCUCCACCAUUUGGAACGAAUUAGAAAAUUUUCAAAAAAUAAAAUCCAUUAAAAAUUCUGUUAAAAUCUUUAAAAAAUCUAACAUCGGAAGAUAUUAGAUAUAUCGAUAUACGAUAUUGUAGACCUAUAUAGACAAUUACCUUUCAGGGGUUAAAGUGCUCACAAAGAACUCCUUGUGUAGAAUUUCAGACAAUUCCAUUGAAAAAUGUGUCUAAAAUCAUCAAAAUACGCAAUAUCGCGGGGUACCGUUAUAUGGGGGCUAUACGAUAUCGUGGACCGAUAUCUUCGAACUUGACCUGCCUGCAGACAAAAGAGAGAUCUGUGCAAAAUUUUAGCUUCCUAUCUUUAUUCGUUUAGAUUGUACAACAGACGGACGGACAGGGAUAAAUCGUCUUAGAAUUUUACGCUGAUCAAGAAUAUAUAUACUUUGUUGGGUCUAAAAUGAUUAUUUCGAUGAGUUACAAACGGAAUGACGAACUUAAUAUACCCUCCAUACUAUGUAUGGUGGAGGGUAUAAAAAUACUAAAUUGUACUAAAUAUUGUAACGACCCAUACUCCCACAAUUAGGGCCUGUAUUGAGAACUUUUGCGAGGAUACUUGCAAAAAUCUUUCCAAUACCGAAUAUCAGUAGGUUACGUCGUGUAAGUACUUUUGAAACUUUUUUUGCCAUAAAAUGCUACCUAAUUAGAACCUAAAAUAUUAAACUGCAACUGAUUCCGUGGGAAAAUGAGACAGAAGCCUUCAAAAUACAGAAAACCAGGAGACGUUGUUAUAUAUUGCAAUGUCAAUUUGGAGAUCAUUUAAUUGAAACUUGGAAAAAAAUUGGGCGCCACUUUUGUUACAAAAAGAAGAACCUUCCAAAUUCCAAAAAUCGGAAAAUACCUUAAUAUGAGAGCAUUGUUUGUAAUCACAUAAUGAGAAGCAGAUAUUUUAAGUUUUAGUUAAUUUUGUGCGAAAUUAUAACAAACUUUCGUAUUCCAAAUACCAAGAGGUGUCAUAAAAUGGGACCUACAUUAAAUUCUGAAUCUACAAAGAGACUUUUUGCGAGAUAAAUUCUACCUAAUUAGGUCCCGAUAUUUCCAAUUUCAGCUAGUUUGUUGGAACUUGUUUCUGAAAACGUCAACAUAACGAUAAUUGGGAGGUACUGUUAUAUGGGAAAAUCUCUAUGUAAUUUCUUGAGAGAAUGUUAUGGUGUUCAUUUUUUGUUUAAUAAACAUUUGUUCUGUUCCAGAACUGCAAGAUUGUAAAAUAAAAUGUUGAUAAAGCUUACCAUUAUGGAGACAUAGAAAAACUAAAAAUUUGGACUUUUGUCAUAAAAUAUGUUUUUAUACCCUACAACACUAUGUGUUGGGGGUAUUAUAAGUUCGAUUGGUUCAAAAAUUAUGUAACACCUCGAAAUAUUGGUUUCCCACGUAGGAAAGUAUGUAUGGAUCUUCCUAUCUCGCAGAGCUGAUUCGAUCUAGCCUAUGUAUGUCUGUCCGUUCAUGUUAAUUUGUAAUUAUUCUACAGGUCGCAAUUAAGGCCAGAAUAGCAGCCUAUUGCUUUUGGAUGAUCGCAUAAUAUUUAGGGUUCGGAAUGGACCAAAAACUGAAAAAUCGACGCGGACGCGUUCCAAUUUUGAUGAUCAUCGGGUAAUAUUUAGUGGGUGAAAUAGAUCAUAACAUGUGUAUUAAAUAAAAGGCAACAUUUCCAUUAAAACGCGAAUAUUUUUAAUGCCGGCGAAAUCACAAAUAGACGAACAGGUCAAUUCUGACCGUUAUGUAGAUGCCAUAGUAAAUAUAUCGGAUAUAUAUAGCGAAAUAUAUACACUGUAUAUAUCCAAAGAAGGGGAUGUUAGCUAGAAUGCUUAUAUCUCAAGAAUGGCUGGACCUAUUUUGACAAAUUUUGUCAAUUCAGAAUGCCCUCUUGGCAUUAAAGUAUAAAAACUAAAAAAAAAAACCGAACUAAAAGAUUUCAAUAACGAUAUUAACAGUACGUUUACAUAUAAAAAGGAUUUGGAUUGAAAUUGUCAUAUCCAUUACUUAUACUUCAAAUAAAUCCUCAUAACGUAGGUUAACCCUACAAAAUGUUUGUACUAUUUUGUAAUAUUUUUUUAUUUUUCAUAUUUUUUAUCGCAUGCGAUUUUUUUCAAUUUCGACUUAUAAUAUUGAAGUGUAUAUUUUGUAAUAUUUUUGCACCUUACAACACAGGUUGGGGUUAUUAUAUACAGAUUGCAAUUAUCGUCCGAUCCUGACGAACAUUUUCACAUGGGCAGGGUUAGGCUCAGAAGGGCUAGGUCUAUUGUUUUCAAAGAUGUCCACAAUAUAUUUAGGGGUUGAAAUGGACCAACAAUUAAAAAUGUUCCUGAUUUUGCAGCCGUUAUAAACGUCACAAAUAGAAACCAAUGGACACGCAUGAAGUCAGAGUUUAGGAAAGCGGGUGGAAUGGACCACUACUAUUGUGUAAAAAAAUACGAACAUUAUUUACAGGCGAUAUCCGAUAUAAACGCGGUUUUAUACUGAUUUGGUUGACAAACAUAACCAAAUAUCGUGGACAAGCAAAUUAUAUAGAUGAGUAUAAAUUUGGAGCUACAGAGGGGCCUCUUGCUUCUGGAGAUGAUCGCAAAAUAUUUAUGGUUUCAAAUGAGCCAAAAACAGAAAAAUAUACCAGAUCACACAAUUGAAGUCAAUCGACACGUCGGAGAAGAGAGUGAAGGACAGGGAAGAAUUCUAGCAUUUUGGAUGACCAAUGGAUUAUAUUUAUCUGUAAAAUGGACCAUAACAACUAACAGCACGACGGAGUCCGUAAAUAUUGAGCAAAUAUCCCUGCUCAAAAUGUUAAGUAUAAUGUAUGGGCAGUGCUCCAUAACAUAAUUUCUAAAGCGAAAUCUUGCAAAAUUGACAUUUUGUAGUGUUGUAGGGUAUCACAUUGUCAACCCCGCACGGCUUCACUUCAUAGGUUAUGUCAGUAGUGAACAUUCUUUGAGGGAGAAUGUAUGAGUACUGAGAACCUUAAAUAUGCAGUUGAUUUUCUUAGAAAUUCUGGCUGAAUCCUUAAAUAUUCCUGAUGAGGAUGAUGGCCAUAGGAUUAAAGUUCUAAUAAGUAAAAAAACUACAGUUGGUUUGGGACAAUUAUGUGAUUUAGCUUUCAAACGGACUAAAAAUUGGUAGACAAAAUUCCACUUAAAUAUAUUUUUAAGGUUCCAAGGAUUUUUGGUAAAGAUUGGGGAUUAAUUUAUAUUUUCAACCAAACUGGCUGGAAAUUGGCAGUUUGUGCCAAAAAAAAAACUUCUUGAAUAGUACUGAACUCAUAUGGGUUCAAGAACCCAUAACGGUGUUUAUACGAUUUUAGACACAUUUUAAAUGAGAUUUUUAAAACUAAAAUUGAUAUUUAAAAUUACAAUAGCAUGCAUGUCCACGUUUUCGUAUAUCCCCCAUAUACACAGAGGGUAGAUAUCAUUUGAUAUGACCAAACGAAAUAACGGUUAUAGGCCCUAGGUAUCUUUGUGCCAAAUCCGUUUCAGGACAUUUCGAAUCGAUCUAGGGGUAUACGUCCUUUCGUCCGUCUGGCUUGUGCGCACUAUAACGUUCGAAUUGAUCGAUUUGAUCUAAACAUAUUUCGGAGAUAGACAAUAUCUGGCCCCACAAAAGGUCAACAAUUUCAAGAAUAUAAAUUGUCGUAUAGAACAAGAAAGCAUCAUCCAUUUCUGUACAAAUUCAAAUAUUUGCAUCAGUGCUAUGUCAGGUACGAAAAUGGACCACAUCUGUUCACAUCACCAUGUACCUCCCCCAUAAAGGAUCAACAUUUAGAAUAAUUAUUAAUCUCAUAAAAUGCGAAAUCAGCAUCCUCAAAUUUCGCAUAUCCCAAUAAUUCUAUCCACAUAAGACCAGGUGUGAAAAUGGAGCAGACCACUCCACAAAGGGAUCAAAAUUUUUAAUUAUUAUAUCUCUCAUAUAAGCGAAAAAUCUUCAGAUUCUCUUAAAUUUCAUAUAUGCCAAUAUUUUUACUAAUGCAAGUUCCGGUGUGAAAGUGAUAGAUAUCGGACUACGCCUUCUUCCUCAAAGAGCGUUUAUUCCUAAAAAAUUGGUUAUAGAUGUCUGAGUAUUACAUUUGGUGGAAUGCUGUGGUCCAAUAUAUUUGGUACCUCACGCAUAAUAUUGGUCCACUCCUUGGGUAUUUCCUCCAUAAAGGGUCAACAUUUUGAAUAUAUAUUUAAAUAAAUUGACAUAGGUUGUGUACCCUCAUCUGGCGGCAAUAUCGACUGAUACAUUUUAACUUGUUUUUAUACCCACCACCAUAUUAUGGAGGGUAUAUCAAUUUUGUCAUUCCGUUUGUAACUCCUCGAAAUACUCAUGUCAGACCCAACAAAGUAUAUAUAUUCUUGAUCAGCGUAAAAUUCUAAGACGAUUUAGCCAUGUCCGUCUGUCUGUCUGUCUGUCUGUCUGUCUGCCUGUCUAUCUGUCUGUUGUAAUCACGCUAUCUUUCGAACGAAUUGAGAUAGAAAGAUAAAAUUUUGCACACAUGUAUACUUUGUCAGUAGGCAGGUUAAGUUCGUAAAUGGGCCAUGUAGGUCCACUUUAUCAUAUAGCCCCCAUAUAACGGUACAUCCCGAUAUUCGGUGUUUUGAUGAGUUUAGCGACAUUAUUCACCGGAAUUGAUUAAAAUUUGGCAUUUGAAGUUCGAAAUAGAUACUAUGGCCUAAGACAGGAAAUGGUCCAUGUAGGUCCACGUCUUCGUAUAGCCCUAUAUAACGGUACCUCCCGAUAUUCGGUAUUUUGAUGAUUUUAGCGACAUUAUUUUACAGAAUCGUUCCAAAUUUGGUAUUUGAAGUUUGUAAUAGACACUGCAGCAUAAAACAGAAAAUGGAUCAUGUAGGUCCACGUCUUCGUAUAGCCCCCAUAUAACGGUACCCCCCGAUAUUUGGUAUUUUGAUGAUUUUAACGACAUUAUUUACCGGGAUUGUUUCAAACUUGGUAUUUAAAGUUCGUAAUGGAUACUACGACCUAAGACAGGAAAUGGUCCAUGUAGGUCCACGUCUUCGUAUAGCCCCCAUAUAACGGUACCCCCCGAUAUUCGGCUUUUUGACGAUCUUAGCGACAUUAUUUACCGGAACUAUUUCAAAUUUGGUAUUUGAAGUUCGUAAUGGAUACUACAUCCUGAGACAAAAAAUGUCUUAGGACCAUGUAGGUCCACGUCUUCAUAUAGCCCCCAUAUAACAAUACCCCCGAUAUUCAGUAUUUUGAUGAUUUUAGCUACAUUAUAAAUAGAUUUUUCUUCAAGUUUCGGAUUUAAAUAUUGCAAUAACUUGUGAUAAAAGUUGCCUAAGCAGGUCCACAUCGUCGUAUUGGCAUUCGGUAUUUUUAAUUUUUAACAAAAUUUUUAACGGUUUUUUUUUUAAAUUGCCAAAUUUGUACCAAAUGGUGGAGGCCGAACUUACAACUUUUUAUACCUUCAGCCAUAUGGCUACAGAGGGUAUAUAUCAUUUGAUGCGGUCAAAACGUGCCUAGUCGAAAUAACGGUUUUAGACCCUAGGUCUCUUUGGACCAAAUCCGUUUCAGAACAUUUGGAGUCGAUCUAGCGAUGUCCGUCCGUCUGUCUGUCUGUCUGGCUGGCUGGUGCGCACGAUAACUCUCGAAGGGAGUAUCCGAUUUGGUCCAAACUUGGUACAUCGUAAUAUUUUUGUCAAACUUAGAUCAAGUUCGGAGAUGGGCAAGAUCGGUCCACUCCUUCUGGUACCUCCCCCACAAAAGGUCGAAAUUUGCAAAAAAAAUAUUCUUUGCACAGAAAGAGAAGGAAUAAUCCGAUUUUGCUCAAACUUUGCAAAUCCUAAUUUUUGCAUCAGUUCUAGGUCAGGUGUAAAAAUGGACAAUAUCGGUCCACUCCAUCAAGUACCUCCCCCACAAAUGGUCAAAAUUUUGAAUAAUUACAACUCUCAUAAAAUGUGAUUUAAGAGUUCGAUUGUCUUCAAAUUUCACCCAUCCCAAUCAUUUUAUUAGCCAAGGUCUGGUUUUAAGAUGGAGUAUAUCGGUCCACUCCUUGUGGUACCUCCCCCACAAAAGGUCGAAAUUUGAAAAAAAAUAUUCUUUGCACAGAAAGAGAAGGAAUAAUCCGAUUUUGCUCCAACUUUGCAAAUCCUAAUAUUUGCAUCAGUUCUACGUUAGGUGUAAAAAUGGACAAUAUCGGUUCACUCCUUCAAGUACCUCCCCCACAAAUGGUCAAAAUUUUAAAUAAUUACAACUUUCAUAAAAUGUGAUGUAAGAGUCCGAUUGUCUUCAAAUUUCGCACAUCCUAAUAUUUAUAUUAACCAAAGCUCUGGUGUUAAAAUGGAAUAUAUCUGUCCACUCCUUCUGGUACCUCCCCCACAAAUGGUCGAAUUUUUCAAAAAUAAAAUAUAUUUUUUUGCACAAAAAGAGAAACGAUUAUCCGAUUUUGCUCCAACUUUGCAAAUCCUUAUAUUUGCAUCAGUGCUAGGUCUGGUCCGAAAAUGGACAAUAUUGGUCCACUCCUUCUGGUACCUCCCCCACAAAGGGUCACCAUUUUAAAUAAUUACAACUCUCAUAAAAUGAGAAUUAAGAGUUCGAUUGACUUCAAAUUUCACCCAUCCCAAUCAUUUUAUUAGCCAAGGUCUGGUGUUAAGAUGGAGUAUAUCGGUCCACUUCUUCUGGUACCUCCCCCAUUAAUGGUCGAAAUAUCUUCUGCACAGAAAGGGAAGCAAUAAUCUAAUUUUGAAAAACAUAACACUCAAAGAAAGCGAAAUAAGGAUCCAACUCUCUUCAAAUUUCACACAUACAAUAAUUUUUGCUAACACCAGAUCUGUUGUGAAGAUGCUAUAUAUCUGCGAACACCUUCUGGUACCUCACCCACAAAGGGACACAAUUUUCAAUAUUUAUAUCUAUCAUAAAUUGCGAGGCAACUCAGCGAUUAAAAAACGAAAUAAUUGUGUUUCAAUUUUUAAAAUGAAGAUACGUCUCCAUUAAAGUGAAUAACAUUUCAAAAAAAUGGGAAAAACUUGGUGACCAAGUUUAUACAAAAAAAAUGGGAUCAUAACGAAAUUACUAAAUUUCAAUUAAAUUACUGCUGUAUAAUUAUUAAUUAUAAUUGUCAAAAAAUGUUAUUAUAUAAAAAUCCUUAAUUGUUAAUUUAAGUUCUUGCCAUAAGUGUUAAAAUUUAAAUAUUACUAAUAAGAAAAAAAUGUAUAAUUAAAAAAAAAAAACAAAGUACAAGUAUUCCAUAUCAUUAUAUAUUGUAUAUAAGAUCCUCUUGAGGUUAUAUUCUAAAUAGAUAAGAUGUAAAGGUUUAACAUGUAGGUAUGAUGUAAAUAUAUUCACAUAGUUCUUAUUUGUAAAUAUGUAAGUAGUUUAUGUUUUGUAUUUAUAUAAUAGAACAAUAUGUCAUUUUAUGUUUUAAUUUGUAUUGGAAAUUUAUUAUAAAUUGUAAAUGAUUUUUUUUAGAAAAAUUACCGUUUUGUUUAUUUUUAAGUCAAUAACGAUAAGUAUGUUAAGAUGCCAAUCUCAUUCUCCAUGGAAUCCUUAAGCAACUCUGGUGAUAUCAAUUAGUUAGAAGAAAGCAUACUUUUACACUUGUGUUUAAUUGUCAUAAGAAAUAAAAUAAUAAUAAACAGAUUGUGAUAAAUGUGUGAGUGUGUGACAAAAAAGUAAAAUGUGUUUUUUUUUUUUCUUGACUGUUUUUUUAGGAAAAUUGCAAAUUAUUUUUUAACAAGAUAACAGAUGUACAGGUUGAGAUGAAAAAACUGCAACCAACUUUAGACUGCUGUCAUUUCUAAUCGACUCGUCCGACAGCUGUUAAAAUUAUUCCAGUGACAGCUCAUUAUAUUUUUUACAAGCGCACAAAUACAUUUUAGUUAAAAAAUGUUAUUCGUGAUGGAAUUCAAGCUUAAUUUCUUUAUAUUUAGCUGGAAAAGCACAAGUGGGUAUCGUUAGAGCACUCCAAUAUUUAAAUUUGAAUAAAUCUUUUGUGUCUCGUACCAUCGCUCGUUACCGUGAUACUGGUAGCGUAACCUGACGUCAAGGAAAUGGACGGAACAGAAAACAACAUCAGCAGAAAUGGUUCGAAAAGUAAAGAAGCGACUUGAUCGAAACCCGUGUCGAAGUGGCCGAAAAUGGCUCGUGAGCUAAACAUAUCGCAAUAUUCCAUUUGGCAAAUAUUGAAAAAUGAGCUCGGGGUAGAGCUAUUGAAAUUCCAAAAAGUGCAAGAACUUUCACGGCAACAGAAAGAAAUUAGACUCAAAAGAGCUAAACAGUUGCUUCGCUUUGCCGAAUUUGGUUUUCUCCGAUAAGAAAACUUUCGUUGUCCAGCAGUUUACUUGCGAAAGAGGUCAGCUGAAAAUGUGCACCUUCGGUUGGCCAUCAGAACUCAAGCGCUGGCCAUGGUGAUGGUGUGUGCCACCAUAACAGCCGAUGGUCGCUCUCCGCUCGUAUUAAUCGACCGUGGCAUCAGAAUAAAUGCCGGAUAUUAUCGUGAAAAUAUUCUAGAGGGUGUAUUAAAGCCUUGGGAACGCAAACAUCUUGACCGCAGACCUUGGACAUUCCAACAGGACUAAGCAACAUUGCAUUCUGCACGCGCCACCCAAGAAUGGUUACAAAAUGAGAUUCCUCGCUUCAUUUCCAGCGCACAAUGGCCACUAAAAAUCUCCGGAUACCAAUCCGUUGGACUAUUGUGUCUGAAGUAUUUUGGAAAGCCAGGUUUGCACUAAAAAAUACCAAAGUGUCGAUCACCUCAAGCAAGCGCUUCGCUGGGAAUGAGCCAAAAUACCGCAGAGCAACAUUCGGGCAGCGUGUGACGGUUUUAUUGGCCGUGGCCAUAAUUCGUGUCAAUUCGAACAAAUCUAAACUUAUUCUAAAAAUUGAUGAUAUUUCCGACAUUUUUUGCUUUCAUUCAAUAAAAUUUAAAAAAAAAGUAAAAAUGAUGGCGUUUGACUUUGUUGCAGUUUUUUAUCUCACCCUGUAGAGAUGUGCCAAGACUGAAUGGAAUCGGACGUUAUAUGUGCCUCAUGGAUAUUUAAAAUUUUGAUCCUAUGUGGAGGAGGUACCGGAAAGAGUGGACCGACAUAUUCCAUUUUUACACCAGACCUUGGGUUAAUAAAAAUAUUGUAAUGCGUGUAAAUAAAGACAAUCGGACUCUUAGAUCACAUUUUAUAAGAGUUAUAAUUAUGGGGGGUGUUCUUAAUCAAGUGGACCGAUAUGGUCCAUUCUCGCACCUGAACCAGCAAUUAUGCCGAUAUCAGGAUGUGCAAAGUUGCUGCAAAAUCGGAUUAUCUUUUCUCUUUCUGUGCAGUAAAGUAUGUUUUUAUACCCUCCACCAUACUAUGGAGGGUAUAUUAAUUUUGUCAUUCCGUUUGUAACUCCUCGAAAUAAUCAUGUCAGACCCAACAAAGUAUAUAUAUUCUUGAUCAGCGUAAAAUUCUAAGACGAUUUAGCCAUGUCCGUCUGUCUGCCCGUCUGUCUGUCUGUUGUAAUCACGCUAUCUUUUGAACAAAUUGAGAUAGAAAGCUAAAAUUUUGCACACAUGUAUAUUUUGCCAGUAGGCAGGUUAAGUUCGUAGGUCCAAGUUAUCAUAUAGCCCCCACAUAACGGUACCUCCCGAUAUUCGGUAUUUUGAUGAUUUUAGCGACAUUAUUCCCCGGAAUUGUUUCAAAUUUGGCAUUUGAAGUUCGUAACGGAUACUACAGCCUAAGACACAAUAUUAUCUGUGCAGGUCCACGUCUUCGUGAAGCCCCCAUAUAACGGUACCCCCCGAUAUUCGGUAUUUUGAUGAUUUUAGCGACAUUGUUUGCUUAUUUCUCAUUUUAUGAGAGAUAUAAUUUUUCACAAUUUUGACCCGUUGUGAGGGAGUUACCAUAAGUAGUGGAGCAUUCUAUCCCAUCUUCAUACGAGAUCUUACGCUGGUAGAUACACUGGGAUGUGCGAAAUUUUAAGACCAUCGGACAGUUUAUUAAAAUUAGAAUUAUUCGAAAUUUUAACCCUUUGUGGGGGCUGCACUUAAUGGAGUGGGCCGAAUUUCUAUUUUACACCUGACCUAGCACUGAUAAAAAUUAGUAUUUGCAAAGUUUGCACAAAAAUCGAAUGAUUCUGUAUUUUUGUAGAAGAUAAAUUAAUUUCUGUGAAAAUAUUGACUCCUCGUGUGGGAGGUAGCAGAAGGACUGGGCAGAUUUGCCCAUCUCCGAAUUAUAUCUAAUUAAAUCCUAUUAAUAUUAAUGUUACGAUACGGUACCAAGUUCAUUCCAAAUUGGAUAAUCCCAGCCAGCCAGAUGGACGGAGACCAUUUGUUCGACUCCAAAUGACAUAAAACGGAUUUGUUCGAAAGAGACCUAGGGUCUAAAAAAAAUGAUUUCGCUGAAUAAUGUUUUGGCCGUAUAAAAUGAUACAUACCAUUUGGCUGAGGGUACAACGAAUUAUGUAUUUAAAAAAAAAGUCAUUUUACUAAAAUCUUCCGGCACCCUCAAAAAUGACAGCUUUUCAAAGGAAAUUGUGGCCUAAAAAUGCCAGGUUGUCAAGUCUUCAUUUUGGUCAUAUCUUCGAGAUUUUUUAACCCGAUUUUUCCAUAUUAGAACUAAACAUCAAUUCUCUAUUAUGCGCUUAUUCAAAAUGUAUAUAUUGUGAUGAUGGGGUCUCCGAUAGAUAGUUCGAAAUUUUUAAUUUAAUAUGAAGGAGACAUGGAAAGCUAUAAUAUAUGAUUCAUUUAUUUGCCCGUCUGAUAAUAUAACGCCAUCUAUAGGAAAGUAGUUAAAGUAUUUUAUUCAAUUGCCUGAGAUAGGAUGGGCAGCUCGAAAAUUGGUUACAAUACAAAAGUGACAUCUCUUUGUUGGCGCCAUCUAGAAGCGGAUGGCUGUGAUACAUCAAACACAAAUUAAGGUACAGAGAUAGACUGGAUAGACUUUUAAAAUAAAACGACAAUGAAAUAUUAAUAUUUUAUUUUCCACUAGAUGUCUCUACUCAAUUUACCUGUUGCCUAAGUUUUAGGUGUACGAAUUUUGUAUGAAACAUCCGAAUAUUGUUCGAAUUUCGUAUCAAACAUCCUAUUAUUUUCCCAUUUUCGAAUGAUUUAAUCGAAUUUUUCCCGAUUUCUGGAUACAACUAUAGAAUAAAUUUAGAUUUGUAUCCGAAUUUCGUGUCAAACAUUUGAAAAUUUUGCGAAUUCCGUAUCAAACACCCUAUUAUUUUCCGAUUGUCGAUGGAUUAUUCGAAAUUUUCCCGAUUUUCGUAUAAAACUAUAGAAAAAAUGCAAUUUUUUUCCGAAUUUGAUAUCCAACAUCCUAUAAUUCUCCGAAUUUUCAAAUUUUCUUUAGCGAUUUCUAUACGAAUUCUCCCCGAAGCUCUUAUGUUCUUUUGUAUUUCUUUCUCAAGAAAAAAAAACUUUCAGAAUCUUGGGCAAUCUUACACAAUUUUUUCCGAGUUCGUUCCAAAUUCUACAUCAGAGUCGGAAACUUGUGCAGAGCUUUUUUCCGAAUUUGAAAAAAAAAUGUUAGCUGGGUUAACACGAAAGAAAGACACUAUGAGCAUUUUUAUGCCCUAUAUUAAGUUUGCCAUUCCGUUUGUAACACUGUGUACAUUUUAGAUAUAUAUUCUUGAUCUGCAUAAAAUGCUAAAUCUGUUUGCCUUCUAUGGAAAUCACUCUAGCUUCCGAACAAAACAAAGUAGGUAUAUAAAAUUUUAUUCAGAUGUAUUUUAGGUCUACAGGUCUUUUGGUAUUGAAAAUGGGCUAUAUAGGUCCACGUUUUAUGGUUUUUGGGGAAUUCUAGUAACGAUUUUAAUAGAAUUUGCUGUAAAUUGUAAAUAUGUGUUGACAGUAUGUAGUAAACAUCGUUGCAGAGAACUAUACAUACAUAUAUGGGUCCAAGUUUUGAUAUAGACCCCAUAUUACUGUAUCACCAGAUAUUCGGUAUUUUGACGAUUUUGAUGGAAGUGGUUUUGGAAAUGCGUCCUAUAUUUGUACGAAAACUACCAAACGACACUUAAUUUGUUAUUGGGUGAAGGAAAAAGGCUGGAAUCCCGA
Molecule: messenger RNA, 17100 nt
Organism: Musca domestica (house fly)
Lineage: Eukaryota; Metazoa; Arthropoda; Insecta; Diptera; Muscidae
Product: circadian locomoter output cycles protein kaput-like
Exons: 8
Coding region: 337-3702 (1121 amino acids)
Biological process (GO): circadian regulation of gene expression; regulation of transcription by RNA polymerase II
Cellular component (GO): nucleus; CLOCK-BMAL transcription complex; cytoplasm
Molecular function (GO): DNA-binding transcription factor activity, RNA polymerase II-specific; protein dimerization activity; RNA polymerase II cis-regulatory region sequence-specific DNA binding
Source: RefSeq, a predicted model, not a curated record